Amyelois transitella is the source of this 6043-nucleotide messenger RNA. RefSeq lists its product as uncharacterized. The transcript is spliced from 14 exons. Bases 1 to 5610 code for a protein of 1869 amino acids. The record is from RefSeq and is a predicted model, not a curated record. NCBI's taxonomy places the organism in Eukaryota, Metazoa, Arthropoda, Insecta, Lepidoptera, Pyralidae.
AUGGAUAUUGGAAAGCUGUUUAUGAAAAUUAAAAGCGUGGAUGAUUAUGUUGAUGUUACGAAGAAUGUUAUAAGGACUUUUAAGAAGUCGAAACUGCAGUUGAACAUGACGACUGUUCUUUCGCUGAAAAAAGCUCGUUAUUUUGAAAUUCAGUACUUCAACAAGUUUAAUGAACAUGGUGCUGCGUUUGUUAUUAUUGAGCGGCUUUUGGAAGUGGCGCGGUCGAAAACUUGGGGUUUGCUUGGUAAAGAGCUGGUGGGGCUGCUGCAGCACUGGCUGGAUGCUACUAGGAAACAGCUUAUCAUAAUGAACUCAGACUGGUGGUCAUUCAUGACUUUCCUCCUGAAGAUUGUAAAGGAACUCAGGCUCAAAGACCCCGCCCUUCCAGAUUUACUUGUAGAGAGCACAGCAGAACCUCUCUUAGAUUUAGCUACAAGGAGUGAACUGGAUGUUUUGCAACAACUGGAGAUCUUGUACUGCUUGAACUUGUGCUGUGCUGACUCCAGCAGGGAAGUGAGGUUUGCCACAAGACAUCUGGUGGAGAAUUAUUUCGUAAAGCUAUCAUCCCUCCUAGCCAAGACUGGACAUGUACCAACCCAGUACUACAUGUUGGAGACCCUGCUCCGCUGGCUGCUGCCAAGACAGAACUCGUGUGUGAGGCGCGCCGCCGCUGCUAAAUGGUUUCCCGACGGCUUGUACAGCAGGGAAGCUGCCGAUAUCUUCCUGGAGCGACCUUGGCUCAACUUCUUUCAGGAUGCUCGCGACUUUCUGAACGCCCAAAACAAAACGCACGGUCCAGCCACUUCGGCCGUCUACCAUCAGAUGACGAUCGGAGCCUUGACUAUGGAGUGCUCACCAAAACGCGACUCCUGGCUGGACAUCAACCCAGCUACCAGCAGCAUCACGGUCAUGCUGGAUCCCAGAAUGAUGGAGGCCCUGGGACUGGCGGCGGCCAACAUGCAGACCCUUAUUGUGAAAGAGGAUGGGGUACUUAGCGCUAAACUUGCAAAGGAAACUUCAGACAUUACUUUGUCAAUAAAAACAUCACAGCCGCUACUAGUGCACCCUUCAGGUGAAUCAGUGGGCGAUGGUGGGGAUGUGCAGUUAGUUGUCAGCAAACGGAACGAUCUCAACAGGUUCGACACAGCGCUGAGAGAAAUUUUUGGUGAUAAAUAUGAGGUACUGAUAGAUUUCGAAGAGUUGACAACAUCACCACGUGAUUUGAACAAGAAAAUUAUCAGUAGCUCGGAGGAAGACACUAGAUUUUCACACCCUGUGCGUCCGGCGCGACGUAAGGCUUCAGGGUACGUGAUAAAGUCCGCCUCCACAUUGAAGUCGCCAUCCACCACGUCUACCACGUCGUUAGCUUUGCUUCACGACAGAUUAGAGGCUCUUCCAAAAUUCAAAUAUAAUAAAGAUCCAUUAAAAGUUGCAGCCUUACCCGAUUUAUCUAUUGUUAGCGAAAUAACAGAAAUUAACGAUAGUCAGAGUGUAGUUAGUACAACAAGCAGUUAUCGAUCUUAUGGGAUUGGAUAUAAAAACCUUAGAAAAUCUGAUAAAAAGUCGCAAAGUGACGGGGAGAAAUAUAAAUCUUCAAAAAAGUAUAUAUCACCUAUCGUUGAAGUCAAAGAACACAAUCCCUCUUGCCUUUUAGUAGCUACAGUUGGUACGAAUGAGUCAGUUAUUAAUGACACUAUAGAGUCUUUAUCUAAAAAUAAAGAUUAUGAGGCAGAUAACAUCGUCGACUUACUUUUAAAAGAAGCUUUAAAAAACAAAGACGAUAAGUUAGAUAGCGGUAUUAAUACUGGUGAAAACAAAAAAAGCCAGGAUUUAAGAGAAAGUGAUACUAUUGAUAAUACACCAAAUGUAGAUGAUAAUAAAUUAGCAAAUGAUAAAAAACUGAACAUAUGUAAAGAUGAUACGUCCGAGGAGCCUAAUGAAAUAGUUGAAACUCAAUAUGAGUAUGUUAGUGUUAGAAAGAAGAUUUUGAUUGAUAAACACAAAGCGAUUGAAGAAGAUAUCCAGAAAGGUAUAGACGCUAAUGAGAUGCACACAUUUGAUGAGGAAGCUGUAGAAAAGUUCUUCUCCGAGCACAUUGCAGAAAAUACAUCUGGCGGUAUCGUAGUGAGUCCUUCUUUAGCUAGAAAAAUAAAUGAAUCCAGCUCAGAAGCAAGUGAUCAUUUCCAAGAUUGUUUAGUUGAAAAUGAUUUCCCAAAUGUCCAAGACAUACAGGAUGUAGAAAUAAUUGAUUGUUUGAAUAAUAUUAUCGAUAAAGUUUGUCAAGAUUUUGAGAAGUGUGCAGAAAUUCUCGAAGGGGGAUACACAGAAACGGAUGUAAUAAAACACAUGGAUACUAAAAAAGAUAAAGAAAAUAUUCCAAGUGACGAUCUUAAUAUAAUUGAAAAUAAAAUAGAUAUAGAAACUCCAAAGAAAAAAUCUAAACAGCGGAAGGUUAUUAAAUUGAAAUUUAAAACAAAAAAGACUAUUAACAAAACUCGUUCUCAAAUACAAAGCAAAUUAGAUUUACCACGAAAGAUGUCCCCUAUACUUGAAAAUAAAGACAGCAUAGAACCAGAAAACAUUCAAAAUAAAAAUAGAGUAUCGCAAAUAAUUGCAAGCAAAAACAACAAGACAGAAAAGAGCCACCUGGAUGAAAACAUUCCUGUGGAAGCAGCGCAUGCACAUCCUAAAAAAAAUGUACUGACAAGUCCAGAAAUAAAUAAUAUAUCUCCUAAGAGUAGUGACCUUAAUACGCCUCUGAUUCGUAGACGGCGUAAGUUAUACUCUCCAAAAGAUGAACAUGUUAAAAAUGAUAAGGCUAAAAAUCAAGUACUAGAAGUUACAAAUUUGCAGGAAGAUGAUGGAGCAGUCUUUAAGUCCAAAUAUAAAAAGAGUCCGUACGAAGCUACCUGUUACAAAGAUAUCGAACAGGCACGAAAAAAGAAUAUUCGCCUACCGAGAUCUAAGAAGUCUAAACCUAAAGGACGAAAUAGAUCACCAUCUCCAAGGACCAAAAAGAUGAAUGAACUUUUCGACAAUUUAAAAACAAAUGUUGAGCAACACGAUGAUAUCAUUCUUGCUGAUAAGAAAUUGGUCGAAAGAGAAUUAGCUAUUUACAAUUUUACCAGCGAUAGCGAAGAUGAGGACUUUAAGAAGAAAAAGGUUGAAAUAAAAAAGCGCAUUAGUUCAACUACAAAUGCGAGUGGUGAUUCAACUGUGUCUCGACACGGACGCCUAAUCAACAAAGUUAAUUAUUCAGAAAAAUCAUCAGAUGAGGCAUUAAAAAAGACGAAAAAGAAGAAUGUUGUUAGACGUAAAAAAGUAAGACAGCCAAGACCACAUAAUUUAGCCGAUCAGAAAAUGAGGGAGGCUCAGCAAGAAGAUCUGGACACUUCUUUGGUUUUAAAAAAUGAGACUGAAAUAGUAAAAGAACCAGACCCUAUUUUAAAAGCACCCGCUGUAAUGGAAGUUAUCGGAAGUGAAAUGGAUGAUUCGGUUAAGGUGGAAUCGCGUCUUAAGAAAAACGCAAAGAAAAAGCCAAAAAUGGGAACUACUAAAAAAGAAAUGUCUAAACUUGAUGAGAAAAGAGAUAAUGAUGAUAGAACUUUGAGCCCCCUCCCUGGAUUGAUAAUAGAAAAAGUGCCGCCUCGUAAAGAUGAUCCUAAUGAUUCUGUAUCUAUUCAAGUUUUUGAUAAAUUGAAAAAAAUAUAUCAAGGAACUUCCGACAUUAUUGAUGAGUCCAAUACUACACAAAAUCUGCUUUUAGAUAUGGAUAAAGUUGAUUUUAAUAUUUCUAACGGUGUAGACAGAAUGUCUCCUGAUAUUUCACAAAUUAUAGUAAAUAAUACUAAAGAUGUUGAGCCCACGCCUCGACGAAACAAUGCAAUAUUAUUUGAUGCAGAUGAUAUAAUUGAAGUCUGUAAUUUCGAUGAAAACGAAAGACAAGAUGACAGCAAAAAAAAUGAUAAAGUUAGUAUUUCCAUUUCUGAUGUUCCAUCUGAAAAGUCUAUAGCUACUGUAGGUAAAUCCCCAAUAACUGCUCACGGUAAUAUAAACGAAAAACCACCUGAUAAUGGUCAACUCAAGAAAAGAGUACGAUCCAGGAAUCUGGAUAUAGAAGACAUGGAAUUGGAUACUUCUAUAACAGAUUACUAUAUAAAACUGAGAGAAGAAAUAAACAAACCAAUAAAUUCCAGUACAAGUAGCUCUGGGAAACUUGAUAUGAUGAAGAAUUGGACAGAAAAUGCUUCACGAACUUCGCCCGUCGUACAAGUGCAGAAAUCGACUCAUGAUGUGUCUAAAAUACUGGCAGUAAAAGAAUCUAGUGAGACGAAAAUUGAGAAGAUUUCAGCAAAUCGCUCUCAAAAACCGGUUUCCCCCGUAGUUGUUUUGAACAGAUACGAUAUAUCUAAAUCUUCACCAAACAGCUCGCGAAAAUGUAUUUCACCCGUUGUGUCCUUGUCUAAAAUGUCUUACGACGACAUUUCAAAAUGGCUACCAUCCAGACGAAGUUCAUACGAUUCGUCCGCACGUUCAUCUGAAAAAUCUAGAAUUGAUGACAAAAAUAAAGAUAUGAAUGAGGCGUUAGAAAACUCUGUAUUUUUACGCCCAAAGUCUAACGUUCAAGUUAAAGAAACUAAGAGUAGAGAUAACCUUUCAGAUCUUAAUUCUAUUAAUAAAAUAUCCGAGGAAGAUAAAUCUUCUGAAAAAACUAAAAAACAUAUAACUGAAGCAAAAGAGUCUGGUGGAAAAUGUAUCAAACUACAUUAUAAUCUACGAUCAGCGCCUAAAUCGAUUUCGUCAAUAAAACGAGUAGACUUAAAUCUGGAUUGUAAUAAAAGUAAUCAUAAUAGUACAACUUAUCGCAAAUCUUCAAUAUCGCCUAUUAAAAUCUUCGAUGACUUAUUAAAAGAUUACAAUGUACCAGCAGUUGAGAAAGAUAUAAAAAAACAUAACGAACAGAUUGAAAUUAAAAGUCCUGUACUAAAAACUCCAAAGAAAUUGAGGAAAUCAGCUCUAAGCAUAAGUUAUGGGUCGAACAUUAGUUCAUCGACAAGAGUUGACGGGAAGACUUCAAGAGGUACUUUUAAGAGGAAGUCGGAAAGUCCUGUGAGAGGGUACGGGAAAAAGAGAACGGUAGUUCUUACUGAGAGCGGGCCAAGUGCAUCUAGCAUCGACGAAUGGUUUAGGAAGAGUGCGCCGGUCAGCGCAGCAAAAAGUUUAAGCGAGUCGUAUGGAGACAGUCUACAAAAUAUAUUGGAGAGAUUGGACACCACACUUGCUGAGAUUCACCAGACAACCAAUAACAAUUUCGUCCACCUGUUUGUGGAAGCGCAGCGCCACCUGUCUGAAGUAAAGAGCGAGCGACGCCGCGCGCUUAAACUAGUCGCGGGUGAAGUUCUGAAGGAGGUCGUGGAAGUGAUGGAUAAGAAGUUUGCUGACUUGGAGAAAAGGAACCAAGAAAUGGAUUCAGAAUUUAUGGAACAGCUGAAGAGUCGCGCGACCGAGUUCAUACGGCAGGAUUGUAAGAAGAAACGCGUCAUGGUAGCUCUCCUACAGGAGGACAUCCGGGCUGUGGCCAACCAAACCCGUGGUCAGAGUGGUCAUUGAGGUAGAAAUAGAGUUUUUUUUUUUCUUAUAUGUACGUGGUCAGAGUGGUCAGUGAGAUAGAAAUAGGGAGAAUUUUUUUUCUUUAAAUUCAUAUUAGUUUCCAAUGCCAACUCAAAACAAAAAUAUCGGAAAUCAUUGUUCUUUCUAGCUCACAUAAGGUAAAUUGUAAUGAGGCAUUUUUUUCGUACCCCUCGGUCGUUUUCAUGUAAAACUAAUUAUAUAGAAAUUAAAACGUGCCAUUACUUGACACUAGUACAGUACCAUGCUAUGCAAAUUUUAGCGCAAUCGAGGAGCUUGUGCGUAUUGAGUUCAAUCACGUCCAUAAGGUUAGUUCGUUGAAGAAGACUAAAUAUACCUUUUUGAAACCAUUAUGCCCAUUGCAAUUUGCUGCUGCAAAACCAUUAAUUCGACGAGAAAAUGAUUAUUUUGUUUG